GGGGCGCCGAGGCCAGGCGGGCCGGGGCGGCGCCGAGCCGGGCCGGAGCGGGGCGCUGGGUGCCGGGCAGCCGGGCUGGGAGUUUGGGGGGAAGAUGGCGAGCGUGGGGUUGCAGUUCCAGGCGAGCGCCGGGGACGCGGACCCCCAGAGCCGGCCCCUGCUGUUGCUGGGCCAGCUGCAACACCUGCACCGCGUGCCCUGGAGCCACGUCCGCGGGAAGCUGCAGCCCCGGGUCACCGAGGAGCUCUGGCAGGCAGCUCUGGCCACGCUCAACCCCAACCCCACGGACAGCUGCCCCCUCUACCUGAACUGUGCCACAGUGGCAGCCCUGCCUUCCAGGGUGAGCCGGCACAACAGUCCUUCUGCCGCCCACUUCAUCACCAGGCUUGUGCGAACCUGCCUCCCUCCUGGAACCCACCGGUGCAUCCUGAUGGUCUGUGAGCAGCCUGAGGUUUUUGCCUCUGCCUGUGCCCUGGCCCGGGCCUUCCCACUCUUCACACACCGCUCAGGGGCAUCCCGUCGCACGGAGAAGAGGACCGUCAUGGUGGAGUUCUUCCUGGUGGGACAAGACAAUGGCCCAGUGGAAGUAUCCACCUUGCAAUGUUUAACCAAUGCCACGGAAGGCGUGAGGCUAGCUGCCCGCAUUGUGGACACACCAUGCAAUGAGAUGAACACAGACAUCUUCCUUGAGGAAAUUAGCCAAGUUGGAAAGGAGCUGGGGAUCACCCCCACCAUCAUCCGGGAUGAGCAGCUGAAGACCAGAGGAUUUGGAGGAAUCUAUGGGGUUGGCAAAGCCGCCCUCCAUCCGCCUGCUCUGGCAGUUCUCAGCCACACCCCUGAUGGAGCCACACAGACCAUUGCCUGGGUGGGCAAGGGCAUCGUCUAUGAUACUGGUGGUCUCAGCAUCAAAGGGAAGACCACUAUGCCAGGGAUGAAGCGAGAUUGUGGGGGUGCCGCAGCCAUCCUGGGAGCCUUCAGAGCCGCCAUCAAGCAGGGUUUCAAAGAUAACCUCCAUGCUGUGUUCUGCUUGGCUGAGAAUGCGGUGGGCCCCAAUGCCACCAGACCUGAUGACAUUCACCUUCUGUACUCAGGAAAGACUGUAGAGAUAAACAACACAGAUGCCGAGGGCAGGCUGGUGCUAGCUGAUGGGGUAUCGUAUGCUUGCAAAGACCUGGGGGCUGACAUCAUCGUGGACAUGGCCACACUGACUGGAGCACAGGGCAUUGCCACAGGGAAGUACCACGCAGCCGUGCUCACCAACAGUGCUGAGUGGGAAGCAGCCUGCGUGAAGGCUGGCCGGAAGUGCGGGGAUCUGGUCCACCCGCUGGUCUACUGUCCCGAGCUGCACUUCAGCGAGUUCACCUCUGCCGUGGCUGACAUGAAGAACUCCGUGGCGGACCGAGACAACAGCCCCAGCUCCUGUGCUGGCCUCUUUGUUGCUGCACACAUCGGAUUUGACUGGCCUGGGGUCUGGGUCCAUCUGGACAUCGCAGCUCCGGUGCAUGCUGGCGAGCGAGCCACGGGCUUUGGUGUGGCUCUCCUACUGGCACUUUUUGGCCGUGCCUCUGAGGACCCGCUGCUGAACCUGGUGUCCCCAUUGGGCUGUGAGGUGGAUGCCCAGGAGGGUGAUGAUGUGGGGCGUAACUCCAAGAGACGCAGGCUCGUGUGAGCGUGUGAGAGCCGCUUCCCAGCUGGUGAUGCGGUUCCUUACCUCACCGUCCACUGACUGAUUUGAAGUAAUUGAAAGACUAGACCUUGAGAUGAGUGUGGCUUCUCCUUCUGUGACCUGUGGUGUGGGUGUGGCUGCUCCUGUGGUGGGUGUGGCUGCUCCUGUGGUAUGGGUGUGGCUGCUCCUGUGGUGGGUGUGGCUGCUCUUAGAAGGCAGCUUAGGGUUUGGUGGGGUCCGGGGAAGAUUGUCACAGACCUCCUGGGUCGGCUUCUGCAAACUCACUGUCCCUUGUCCCACACCUGGUCUUUCGAACCACCUCAGGUCACCUCUGUGGUGAGUGGGCUUCCUGAUCCAGGCCCUUGCUCUAGCUGGGGCUCACGGGGGUGGCCAGCCAGCCUGUGUCUUGAUGGAUGUGACUGACUGUCAGAGACCCUGUUCUGUGAAGCAGGAAGAGCCUCAUGGCCCCCUCCAGUUCACUUGAAGUUGAAUUAAAUAUGACCACAACA
Arvicola amphibius (Eurasian water vole) is the source of this 2175-nucleotide messenger RNA. RefSeq names its product aminopeptidase like 1 (gene Npepl1). Bases 95 to 1669 code for a protein of 524 amino acids. The record is from RefSeq and is a predicted model, not a curated record. Gene Ontology annotation, molecular function: manganese ion binding; metalloaminopeptidase activity. NCBI's taxonomy places the organism in Eukaryota, Metazoa, Chordata, Mammalia, Rodentia, Cricetidae. Gene Ontology annotation, cellular component: cytoplasm. The transcript has 12 exons. Gene Ontology annotation, biological process: proteolysis.